Aedes albopictus (Asian tiger mosquito) is the source of this 5077-nucleotide messenger RNA. RefSeq lists its product as uncharacterized. The transcript has 2 exons. The coding region runs from base 3094 to 5076 and encodes 660 amino acids. The record is from RefSeq and is a predicted model, not a curated record. NCBI's taxonomy places the organism in Eukaryota, Metazoa, Arthropoda, Insecta, Diptera, Culicidae.
AACGGUAACCGUACCUCAGAUUAAAAACCCAUUGAUUCUGGGGAUGAACUUUUGGAAGGCUUUCCAAAUACGGCCUAUAAUAACAUCGAGAAACCGCAUUGAAGAGUUGGAACUGACAUGGACAUCAGAUGUGAAAGAAAAGUCUGUUCUUAAUUAUCUACGAAUCGCAGACAAUUUACAAGCAGAAGAUGAACCUAUGACUUGGCUAUCAAAACCGGAAGAAGGCGAACCGUUAGAUAUCCCGACUUUGGAGUUGCCGCAGAAUCCACAGAAAGCGAUUGAAAACAUCGAGACUGAGCACGAAUUAACAGCAAAGAGCUCAACUAAAGGAAGUUUUUACAGGAUUUAGCUCUACCAGCUAAGGACGUCUGGGCAGGGCCGGAUUAAGGAUUGUGGGGGCCCGUGGCCGGAGCUGAUGUGGAGACCCCUCGGAGGUACAAAUGCGAUGAGCGAAAAAGUAUUUUGUCUUUGUUUUUAAACAGUACUUGAGCAAAAUGAAAAAAAGGUUAAUGUUUAGCAAGCAUAAACGGUUUUUGUGGGGGUCCCUAAAAUGUGGUGGCCCGGGGCCCUGCCCCCGCCUCCUUUGGUCCGGCCCUUGCGUCUGGUAAAGACAACCCUCAUAGAACAUGAAAUAGAGGUUAUCAAGGGAGCUAAAUAAGGAACUACCGAUGAAGAGAUAUUCGCCGCAGAUAUGGGAGAAAAUAGAAGAAUGUAUUACGGAAUUCUCCAACCCUCUGGUUCCAGUUAAAAAGGCCAACGAAAAGAUAAGGGUUUGCCUGGACUCAAGGAGAGUCAUAUCCCAUGCGAAACAUGUCUGAAACUUUCAUCGCCUUCAGAGGGCAAAGAAUUUCAGUGUCGUGGAUUUAAAAGAUGUUUACUUUCAAAUAAUUUUUGAAAGAAAGUUUACGCAACUACACAGCCUUUCGGAUCCCGAAAAGGCUUAUUUAGGUUAAAGGCUAUAUCAUUUAACCUCAAAAUCCCGUCUUUUACGAUGACGGGAUUAAUGAAUGAAUCGAGCAAUUGCAUUUGACCUGGAACCAAAAGUUUUUACAUACCUUGACGGCAUUAUAAUCAUAAGCGAGACCAUUGAGCAGCACUUACUCUUAUUGGAAAAGGUCGCGGGGAGAUUCAGGAAAGCAGGCUUAACCAGUUGUUACGAUGCCGCAUUAAAAUAAAAUUUAUUUUCUUUUGUGAAUUUUGAACCGGUCUAAAAGUGAACCUGUCUAGCCGUAGCAUAACUGAAGCAUGACAGUUCACGUGCGGCUGUAGUGGUAGGUGGGAAGAGAUAUGAGAUGGCUGAUGUAGAAUAAGAGAUGCAUAAAAACAACAGACAAGAUUCGUAGGAAUAUUUUCGCCAUUGCAAAAUAAUUAAAGUUGAAGUCGACAGUUUUGCUGUUUGUUAAGUUAUCACAAAUUGAAUUGGAUUAUAAAAAAGAAUUCGGCAAAGUGCGGUGAAUAUUGAUAUAGUAAAAAUCGUGCCCAAAUAUCGAUAUCCGGUGAAUCCUGAAAUAGGGAAUAUUUCCGAAAAUUACCGCGCCAGAGGAUUCUCUCGUAAGUAGAAGUAAAAUAGAAAAAUUGUGUGAAAUUUGGUUAAUAAUGACAAACAUUUGUGAAUCCAAAACAGUCUUCACGCAGCAUACACCAACCCAAGUAACCACAAGCAUUAUAUCAUUGCACGAAUUAGACUGCAUAUCAUCCUUUGCAAUGCGAAAUGCAGUAAUUCCACACUUAUCAUGCAAUAAUCCUUUAGAUUGGCAUUAUUAAUGUUUUAAUGCAUUACAUUUUUUCUUUACAUUAGGGUGCAUUAAAAGGUGAUAUACGAUAAUUCAAUAAUUCAACACUGUCGAAACUGUAUAAAUGCAAUGUACAAACUAGCAAAGGUUGCUCUAACAAUACAAUUAUAAAAGCUUGACUCUAAUGGUAAACAAAUGAAAUCAAGAAGAGCUAACAACUUGACGGUCAACUAUAGCGGUCUUCAACACUUCUGGUUCCACUCCCGACCAACUUAAUCCUCGUUUGAACCACCGAUCGACGACUUUCUUCAGCAAAACCAUUUUAGAGAUGACCUUUUCUCUUUUCUGCAGAAGAACAGUUUCCUUUUAGUUAAUGAAAUAUCUCUGUAGCAGAAACGGUCUACGGCACCAGCACGUAUGGAACUCAUCUAGCGGCCUUCAACACUUCUGGUUCGACUCCCGACCCGGCAACAAAAAAAUGGUUAAAACAUUCAUGUGGGGGGCAUUAGUACCGUCGAUAACGAAACGGUGCUAAAAAUAUAUUUUUGUUUUGGUUUUUCGUGUUGCACGUAUUAAACUGUGCUAAUGCAAAUGUACAGCACAUGCAUUUAUGUCACUUUAGCAAUGGCUGUCAAAGUGCCGCAAUAUGUGGCACUAAUUUAAUUUUAGUGGGGCCCUUCUCGACUUUAAUAUUGCUUCAAUGAGGUGUUUAAAGUAGUGCAGCAUUAUUUACACAAUUUUAAAUAUGAAUAUAUGGCCAAAUUGAUGCACUUAUACCGUCUACCCCCGUUGGUUUGAACGACACUGCAUGCAAACCAACGGGGUUCAUUUCUUAAUUUGAACUUCUAGUAACCCUGUGGGCAUCGGAAAACACACUGAUGGUAACCCUUUUUGAUGUUUUGUUUUGAUUCUGCGUUCCGUUUCACUCCGUUCCAUGAGCAGAAUGAUGUUCGAACCAUUUUUAGUUUGAACGAUGUGCAGAUUAGAGGGGGUCAAAUUAAAAAGUGUUCAGAUUAGAUGAGGUCAAACCAACGGGGGUAGACGGUAUACAGCUUCGUGGUUACUUGGGAAAUUAGGGUAACUGUCCCAAGUUUGAUCCAACUUGGUUGGAGAAUUAAAAAGGGCAUUCGUGACCGAGGAAACCACUUAUUUGUGAGUAGUUAGUAAUUAAGUUUGAUUAAAUGUGAAUGUUAAAUGUGUUAUUUGCUAAUAAAUUACAGUUAAGCGUUGCUUCAAAAAUCCUGAGCCGCUAUAAAAAUCUGGUUUCCCUCUCGGGAACAUUCUUAAAAAUAAGUGACACCCGCGAAGUGAUACCCGCGUAGUGAAAAGUGUCAAGUGAGGAGUGAAAACCUGCAGCAAGAUGGCUUCCGAUGCAGAAUCCACCCACGACCAAACCAUCAUGGACCUGACGGCGACUCCGUGCGCCAUCUGUGGCCCGUCUACGCGCGACGAAGUUAUGGUCGGAUGUGACGGAUGCGCGGAAUGGUUCCACAUCCGUUGCGUGGGCAUCGAGGAGGGCAAACUGCCGAAGAAGUGGUACUGCCAAAGCAAGGCCUGCCAGGAGAAGGUCCAGGAGUACCACCAGAAGCAGAAGGACGCCAAGAAGCAGGCCCGCACCCGGAAAAACGGCAACGAGUCUGACAAAUCCAGCGUCAGCUCUCGCCUAGCUUCGUCUAGCGUGGAAGCGAAGGUGCGAGCGCUAGAGGAGAAGCAGAAGCGCCAAUACGAGGAGAUGGAGGCGGAACUGCUGCUGCAGAAAAAGGAAAGGGAGAUGCAGCGUGCAUUCGAGCAGCGAAAAAUGGAAUUGGAGCUGCAGAUGCGCGCUGAGGAACAAGAGGAGCAAAGAGCUUGGCAAGCGGAAAUGCUCCAGAAGAAGAAGGAACAGAUUCGGCAGAUGAAGGCGGACCAAGACUCGUUCGAGCUGCAGAUGGCAGCCAUGGAUAAGGAGUUGGCGGAACUGUCGGCUCAAAAAUCCAAACCGGAGCCGAAAGUAGUCGCGGGUGCUUUAAAAGCGGGCCAUUCCGGCGAAGUCGACCAAAAUGUGUUGAAGCUGAGCAAGGCGAACGUGAGGAAGCUAGCGCAAAGCUACGAAAGCUCCGAAGAGGAUGAGGAGGACGACGAUUCCGGUGAUUCGGAUCUGCAGAGCCAGAGUUCGGACUCGUCGAUGGAGCGCAAGGCGAAACUGAAGACGUACAAGAAAGUGGGAAGUGUCAGCCAAGACGGGCUGGGGCAGCAGCAGACCGGACCGACGAAGGCCCAGCUGGCCGCGAGGAAGGGGUCAACAUAUACACUUCCAAAAUUCUCCGGCAAACCAGCGCAGUGGCCAUUGUUUUUCGCGGCCUACAAAGCGUCCAAUGAGGCCUGUAUUUACAUGAACCACGAGAAUCUGAUGCGACUUCAGGAAGCGCUGGAAGGUGACGCUCUGGAACUGGUGUCUGGGCAGUUACUGCUUCCCGAAUCCAUCCCGCAGGUCAUCGAGAAGCUGCGCCGACACUUCGGCCGCCCGGAACAACUGCUCCAAAGCCUGUUGGACAAAGUGAACCGGCUGGAACCCCCGAGGGCGGACAAUUUGAAGAGCUUUGUUCCAUUCGGAAAUACGGUGGAGCAACUCUGUGGCCAUCUGGAGGCCGCGGAUCUGAAGCAGCACCUUGUUAACCCGCUGUUGAUCAAAAGCCUGAUCGCCAAGCUACCAGAUCGCGAGAAGCGGGAAUGGGUCCAUUACCGGAGGGGCCACGGGGAAACAACCUUGCGAACGCUGACGGAUUUCUUAAUGGACAUCGUCGCAGACGCCUGCGAAGCCAACGUGGAUGUCGAGUUCGUGCCCUCUCCGCCGUCCAAAGGAAUUCCACCAUCCAGAAAAAAGAUGCCGAAGGAGAAAGGUGGACUAUACAGCCACAGCGAAGCCAGCGCAUCGGCCGCCAACGCCGGCGAGGAAAAGGGUUUGAAGCCCUGCAAACAAUGUAGGAGGACGGAUCAUCGGCUACGACACUGCGGCGAGUUUAAGAAACUGCGGUAUGCGGAUCGGCUGAGGCUGGUGAACCGGGAGAAGCUGUGCCACGUGUGUCUGAAUGAACAUGGAGGACAGUGCAAAUUCAAAAUCCGCUGCAACAUCGGUGACUGUCGAGACUUCCACAAUCCGCUGAUGCAUCCGGUCGGAAACACGGUCGGGCUGAGUGCACACAUCCGGACAAACUGCACGGUAUUGUUCCGGAUCGUUCCGGUGCAGCUGCACUACGGUGGAAAAACGGUGCCAGUGUUGGCGUUCCUGGACGAAGGUGCUUCCGUCACGCUGGUGGAGAAAAAGCUCGCCGACCGUCUGGGCGCGGUCGGAGUACAAGAUUGAG